This is a messenger RNA of Colletotrichum phormii, 1282 nucleotides long. RefSeq lists its product as uncharacterized. The coding region runs from base 230 to 883 and encodes 217 amino acids. The transcript is spliced from 2 exons. The record is from RefSeq and is a predicted model, not a curated record. NCBI's taxonomy places the organism in Eukaryota, Fungi, Ascomycota, Sordariomycetes, Glomerellales, Glomerellaceae.
GCGCUGCAUUCGAUCAAGGGGCAAUUUUUUUUUAGCUUAUACAAUCUUGUGCUGUCUCUUCUUUCUUCUCUCAUCACGCCCACAAAAAGCUAUUUUGACCUCAUCUUACCAAAUCCCUAUUAUCUUUUGUCUUUUGUACUUUAGACUCCCCAUCAUCCCUACAAGCACUUACACCACACUUACCGCUUCACCUUCACCAACACUCGUGUGGCCGUCCUUUCAAGACACAAUGUCUCACAAUGAGGAACCAUCACCGCCGGAAUCCCGCGUUGUUUUGAGAGCCCAGGGGAUGAACGAAGUCUUGCCGCGUCAUGAUCUCGAAAUGUUCACGUCUGCCGGAACGUACCCGCACGGGAGUUGGGAGCUUUCUGAGGUCGGUCAGCCUCACCAAUUCCAGGCCGCCUACUGCGUACGAGAUGCUCAGGGGCAAAAGGUGCGAGCACCAAUGCCGCUGGUCAGCCUCUCUGCAGUCACGAAUCAAGAAGAGAUUUAUCAGCACUGCACAGUCUAUCACUAUGAUCCGGCGGAGAACGCCACUGAUGAAUAUUCACGUCGGGAGGAUUCGUUAGUUGUCAACGGAUCUUUCAACAGCAAUUCGUACCACGAGGCGCUUCAACAUUCAGCGCCAGACCAUGUCCAUGGCCUUGGGUUAUUCACACCGCAAGAAUCCCUCGACACAGGUGUCCAAGGAGAACAGUUCACCAUGAACGACUCUUUCACAACUAUGACGCUUUCGCCUCAGGCAUUGUCACUCGAUGACCAGGCAUUCGACGAGCUUUUCCGCCAGAGGCACGAUGCCAACUACGACUUUGACCAAGCCAACAUGAGAGGCAGCCCAAACGGGGUGGGAGAUGAUGCGGUCACAGCCAAGAAGGAAAAAUGAAAUUUCGCCUUGAUUGUUUUUUUCCCCUAUUUGUUCGGGUUCAUGCAUGGGAGGCAAAUUGAGGUCAGCAAAGGAUGGAAGUUGGGGGCCAUUUUCUGCAAUGGGGCUACUAUGAUAGAGUCAAGGGUAGGAUGGGCAAACGACGAAUUCUUCAUUCUUCUGAAACAUUAGGGGCCGACUCAAAGGAGCUGCUUGCUGGUCUUCAGCAAUGGGUUGACCGCCUCUCUAGGCGCAAGAGGACUACAGUCUGGCUAUGGAAAGGCGGUGGGAAGCAAAUGGUAGGGACUAGGAUUUGGUGAUGGCCUUACCGUUUCUUGCGUCGUGACCAUCAUUUCACGUGGCUGGAUCACUUUAGGAUAGGCGUGUCGAUUAGAAAUCAUGAAAGAAGCAAUUUGGGGC